AUGAACAACAUGCAUCACCAUCUGAAGCAUUUCGCAUACUUUGUAUCUAUUGUUCUCAAUUGCAGGAAACAAUGCGCUGACGACGAAUCAAAGACAGAUACUGAAAUGACCUGGCACAAACUUCGACUCGAACUCGAGAUGGGUGCACCCGACCCCUUGACCCCGCCUUGCACAAAGCCUGCGCUGCAUGCCGAUGGUACUAUGCCACGCCUGCAGUCCAUCACCAGUAUCGUGGCAUAUCAAGACGGGUGA
Messenger RNA from Hymenoscyphus albidus, 252 nucleotides. Lineage: Eukaryota; Fungi; Ascomycota; Leotiomycetes; Helotiales; Helotiaceae. The record is from the annotation of a GenBank genome assembly.